Sungouiella intermedia is the source of this 2520-nucleotide messenger RNA. Lineage: Eukaryota; Fungi; Ascomycota; Pichiomycetes; Serinales; Metschnikowiaceae. The record is from the annotation of a GenBank genome assembly.
AUGGAUGAUUCCCAGUUUGACCAGCUGGUCGAUGCCGUAUUCGGCGACCGUGUGAGAAGGUUCCAGGAGUUUUUGGACCAAAUUAACGACCAAGGGUCUAAUUACAGAAACGACAUCAAGGAAAUGCUUAUGAAGGGAAAAUUUCGUCUCUCUGUAUCCAUUGACGACAUUAGAAACUUCGACGUGGAAUUCUGGAAAGGUCUCUUGGAUGACCCUGUCGAUUAUUUGCCUGCUUGCGAGCGUGCGUUGAGAGAUACCGUGCUCACCAUUUAUGAUCCCAAUGAUAAUCGAUUCGAGCCUUUGGAUGACAAUCAACAGUUUUACCUUGCGUUCAAGGGUGCCUUCGGAGACCAUCAGGUGACGCCUAGAACUAUCGACGCAAACCACCUCAGCCGUAUGGUGGCCAUUGAGGGUAUCGUCACCCGGGCGUCUUUGGUUAGGCCCAAGGUCAUCAGAUCGGUGCAUUAUGCCGAGAAAACCGCUAGAUUCUUUGCCAAAUCGUACAAGGACAACACCACUUCGUUUGAUGCCAUCACGACCCCUGCCGUAUAUCCAUUGGAGGACCCUGAUGGAAACAAGUUGACGCCAGAGUACGGUUUUUCCACCUACAGAGACCAUCAAAAGAUUUCUGUCCAGGAGAUGCCUGAGACUGCUCCAGCGGGUCAGUUGCCUCGUUCAGUGGAUAUUGUUUUGGAUGACGAUUUAGUGGACUUGACAAAGCCAGGUGACCGUGUCCAGAUUGUCGGUAUCUACAGAGCAUUGGGAGGAGCCAACAACAACUCGUCGGCGUUCCGUACAGUAGUCUUGGCCAAUGCUGUCUAUCCGCUACAUGCUAGAUCUACUGGUGUUUCAGCUCAGGAAAAGUUGACCGACCAGGAUGUGAGAAAUAUCAACAAAUUGGCUCAAGACAAGAAUAUCUUCGACACAUUGUCUCAGUCUCUUGCGCCAUCUAUCUAUGGAUUGGACUACAUCAAAAAGGCUGUUUUGCUUAUGAUGUUUGGUGGUGUGGAGAAGAACUUAGACAACGGAACACAUUUGCGUGGAGACAUCAACAUCUUGAUGGUAGGAGACCCUUCCACUGCAAAAUCUCAAAUGUUGCGAUUUGUAUUGAAUACUGCGUCUCUUGCAAUUGCCACUACCGGUCGUGGAUCCUCCGGUGUCGGUUUGACAGCGGCUGUCACCACAGAUAAGGAAACUGGAGAACGUAGAUUGGAGGCUGGUGCCAUGGUUUUAGCCGACAGAGGUGUGGUUUGUAUUGAUGAGUUCGACAAGAUGUCAGACGUUGACCGUGUGGCCAUCCACGAGGUGAUGGAGCAACAGACUGUCACUAUUGCGAAAGCAGGAAUCCACACCACUCUUAAUGCCAGAUGUUCAGUCAUUGCUGCUGCCAACCCGGUGUUUGGCCAGUAUGAUGUUCAUAAAGAUCCUCACAAGAACAUCGCGUUGCCAGAUUCUCUUUUGUCUCGUUUUGAUUUGCUUUUCGUGGUCACGGAUGAUGUCAACCAGACGAAAGAUAGAACCAUUUCGGAGCACGUUUUGAGAAUGCACAGAUUCAUUCUGCCAGGAAUGGCUGAAGGUGAGCCUGUGAGAGAGAGAAGUGCAGUGUCCUUGGCCACGGGAACUGAAUCAGUAGAUGACAACGCUGAGCAGCCAAUGUACGAGAAGUUCAACUCGCUUUUGCAUGCUGGUGUUGCUAACCGUGCGCAUAAUGGUUCAACCCCUACCAUCUUGUCGAUUCCAUUCUUGAAGAAGUACAUUCAGUAUGCCAAGCAGAGAAUUAAGCCAGUGCUCACGAAAAAGGCUUCGGAGUACAUUGUGAAGAAAUAUAGCGAUUUGAGAAACAGCGAUCCAGCUAAUAAUGAGAAGAGGACGGCUCCAGUGACAGCGAGAACUUUGGAAACUCUCAUUCGUUUGUCUACAGCUCACGCAAAGCUCCGUUUGUCUAAGGUUAUUGAGGUCAAGGAUGCUAAAGUAGCCGAGGAAAUGCUUCGAUUCGCCUUGUUCAAGGAGAUCGCCAGAAAAAACGAGCCCAAGAGAAGAAAGAUUGCAUUGUUUGGAGACAACGAAGAACAAGAAGAUGAGCCCGAAACCGAAUCUGAGGAAGACGAUUUAGAAGUUCAGGGUAUCUCGGAGUAUGAGCGUCAGCAGAAUACUCCAUCUGCCACCCCUCCAGCUGAAGGACAGGCAUCACAGGUUGCCGAUGAUCUCGACCACAUGCAUCUUUCGCAACAGCCACUAACAGAAACCACGAGUGAGCAGAAUGUUGAGGCGGCAGACAAUCUUGAAGGUAUCAGUACAGAAAGAUACGAGAGGUUCCUUUCGGUGAUGAGCUCUAUCGUCAACUCUCUGUUUUUCGACAACACUAGUGGCAGUUGUUCAAAAGAACAAGUGAUUGACCUGAUCAACGAGGAUCUUCCACAAGAGGAAAUUUUCAGUCCCGAGGAGAUUGCUAGUGGAUUUGCAAAGAUGGAAAGCAGUAACUACAUCAUGGUCGAUGAAGGGAAGGUUUACAAGCUAUAG